Trichomonas vaginalis G3 is the source of this 2325-nucleotide messenger RNA. RefSeq names its product spectrin binding. Bases 1 to 2325 code for a protein of 774 amino acids. The transcript has a single exon. The record is from RefSeq and is a predicted model, not a curated record. NCBI's taxonomy places the organism in Eukaryota, Parabasalia, Trichomonadida, Trichomonadidae. Gene Ontology annotation, molecular function: protein binding.
AUGAGUGAAAAUAUUAUUGUUUAUGAUAAUUUAAAGAUCAAAAACUUCGGCGAGGUUGUGAUCCCUCAAGCAUUAGAGCUAUUAUUGCAAGUCGAAGAUCACUAUUUUAACCUAAACCAAGAAAAAUUCGAAGAUUCAAUCAAUUUCUUCAAAAAAUUUAUUACAGAUGGCCCCGGUGAAACUCAAAAUGACAAUUUCAAAUACUUACUAGAAUUAUUUGUCAAUGGAAAAUUAAUGCAAUCUCAUACAGAUAAUUUACAUUUUAAUAUCAUCCAAACCCUCAGACAAAUUUUCAAACCACUAAUCAGAUCAGAUGACAUACUUAUAUAUUCGAAAGCCUCUGAUGCAGGUAUUGAUGUCUCAAUUCCUUACGAACUUAGGGAAAGUAUAAUUAAACAAGAAAUUGGACCAAAACGCAAACCAGAUGAGUUCACACAGCUCAUAUACGACGACAAUGUCUCCAAAUUUCAACAAUAUAUUGAAACCCACAAUUAUGAUUAUUCUUACACAUUAAAGAGGAGAAUAUUCAAAAAACCAUCAUUAAACAUUCUCAAAUUCAUAUUGAUCAGCGGAAAUUCACUCGAAAAAUUCAAUAAAUCAGAAUUAUUUGAAAAAUCUAACUUAAGCAAAGCAGUUUCAUCAGGACACAUCGAACUUAUACGCUUACUUGAACAAAACGGUGCUAAUUACAACAACUUUUUAUCAGAUGCUUUUAAAUCUCGAAAUUAUGAGUUAAUUAACUGGAUUCUUGAGAAUUAUCAACAAGAAAAGGUCAAAAAGAUCAAUAUUUCGAACCUUAGAUCCCUUAUUUUCUGUUUAGAAAACAAUAUUUGUACGAAUUAUUAUAAUUUUUACAAAAUUUUUUAUGAAUCGAAAUUCAAAUCUAUUCUUGAAUUUCUUGCUACAUACAAACUUGAUUUCCAACAAAUAGAUUCAUCUGAAAUAGUUCUUGACACUUUGAAAAACAAGAGAUUUGAUUAUUUCAACAUUUUUUAUGAUUUAGGAUUAAUUUUUCCAGACAGAUUUGUUACGCAACCUUUAACUUAUUUGGUUGAGAAUUAUGACCCUGAACUUUAUGAAAAAGUUUAUCAGUUCAUACAAAGAAAUCCUUCAACACGUUUCACGUUUUCAAGAAAAACAAUUCAAGAAAUUUUGUCAAAUUUAGAAAUUUUGACAUUUUUUGUUGAAAAGAAACUGAUUACUGACAUUGGAUUAAGAGAAAUUCUUUCAUCUGGUGGUAUAGAAGAAAUGAAUUAUGCUUUUUCUCAUCUUCAUGCUUUCGAUGUCAAUGAGUUUAACUCAUUAUUUUCAUUUUUUGAUCAAUUUACUUUACUUUUUAAACCGGAAUUAAUUAAAUAUAUUCUUGAAAACAAUAGUGUUAGUUUAGAGAAAAACAAUGGAUUUAAUUUAAUGAAGUUUGCUUUUUCGUCGGAAAACAUUGAUUUAAUGAAUUGUCUUCUUGAUAAAGGUGUUAAACUCGUAAUUAAAGAAGAAAACAAAGAUUUUUAUAAUCCUAGAACUGUUUAUAUUCAUCUCGGUGAUGAAAAAGAUGAAGAUGAAGUUUAUGAUGAAGAUUUCGAUGAUUUAAGACUUAAAGUUUAUAAUGUUCUUGAUGGAGCAACACAUAAUAAUUUGGAAGCUUAUAAACUCAUCUUAGAAAGAGGAGGAAAAGCAAUUGCAAAAGGAUCAGGAAAAUGCAAAACUCUUCUUGAUUAUCAUGCUUCAAAAGGAAACACAGAAAUUGUUAAACUUCUUUUAGAACAUGGAACAAAGGUUACGAAAUAUUCAUUUAAUCAUUGCAAAGAUUCUAAAACAAUGAAUUGCUUGAUAGAGAAUUCGGAAAAAGAACAAAUUGAAGAUCUUCUUGAAGAAUUGAUUGAAGAUGAUAAAAAACCAUCCGGAUUUCUUUAUUUCACAAAGAAAUAUCCAAUCAAAGAAAUCUCUUUAUACAAACUUCUUAAAUGUUUGACGAAAGCUUUGAAAGUUAAAAAUGAAGCAAUUUGUAUUUACAUAUUGAAUAAUGCUGUGAUUCAAGAUGAAGAAGAUAUCGAUUCUAUGCCUGAUGAGGCAUAUUCAUGGCUUAUUAGAGCUGUAGAUAUAAACUCAUCUUUCUGUGUGAAAUUAAUUUUGGCUGCAUUGAAAACAACUAGAUAUUUAGAUGGAUAUUUCGAUCCAGAAGAAGCUUACUGUGGCUUUUACUCUGACAAUGAAGAUAAUGAUAUUGAACCUGCCUCAUUUGUUAUUCCAGAUUAUUUCCUUCAUGCAGCUAAAAUGAAUAACACAGAAAUUGUAAAAGAGCUCAUCAAAUACGAAGUUCCUUCUUAA